UCUUUUUUUUUUUUUUUUUUUGGGUCAAGCGGAAAUUCGGUUCGAGGCUUUUCGUCUCUGCGGGAACCAUAGAAAACCCAAAAUAUGGCGCCAAAAUCCAAUUGACUGCUCUCUCUCUCUCUCCAUAAAAGCUGAGCUCUCUAUCUCCCUUCUCUCUUUUAUGCGACGAUCGAACAAUGCAGCGCCAGAAGUCGAUACUCUCCUUCCUCCAAAGACCCUCGCCUGAAAACCAGAAACCCAGCCAAAACACCCUCGACGGUCACCGCCUCCCUCCUCAGUUUCCGCCCAAGCAACCAAACCAAAACGCCGUCGUACCCAAUCAACCUCCCGUAGCGUCAACUUUCGGCUCCUCCAUCGAAAUAGACACUCCGCCGGAGAAGGUGCCGCGUCGGAUUUUUCCGGCGGGAUUCGCCGGAGAUGACGGAGGCGGGACGAGUUCUACGGUCUCGAGCAUUAUGCACAAGUUCGUGAAGGUUAAGGAUACAGAGAAAUGUGUUGAUAGGAACCAAGCAUGUGGCGGUUCCUCCAAAGCCUGCUCAAUUUAUAGUAAAUCAAGUAGCCUGGAAGCAUUGCCUAAUGAACAUGCAGCUUUUGAACAUCCUUUGAAGGGAAAUGUUCUCAAUGCCAUUCGACAAGAUCGCCCAGGGGAUAAGGGGUGUCCCUUGCUUAUAGAAACAAACGAUGACGAUAUUUUUGGGCCAGAAACACCGGGUACUCGUCCGCUUGUUCCGCGGUCGAAGCGAAUUCAAGAGGACUGCUCCAACUUUGGGGAUAGGAGUGAUUGCUCAUUGUUGGACUCUAGCAAACGGAUGAAGCUACUUCAAGAUUCAAAGGCUGGAAACAAAAACCGCGAAGAGCUAUCUGAAGUGACUAGUAAGUUUGAAUGGCUCGAUCCUUCUCAGAUCAGGGAUGCUAAUGGAAGGAGGCCCGGCAAUGCGCUAUAUGACAAGAGGACAUUGUAUAUACCUCCCAAUGUGUUGAAUAAAAUGUCAGCAUCACAAAAGCAAUAUUGGAAUGCCAAAUCUCAUUAUAUGGACAUUGUGCUUUUCUUCAAAGUGGGAAAAUUCUACGAGCUGUAUGAACUUGAUGCCGAAAUUGGUCAUAAGGAGCUUGACUGGAAAAUGACAUUCAGUGGUGUGGGAAAAUGUCGACAGGUUGGCAUCUCUGAGAGUGGGAUUGAUGAUGCCGUUCAGAAGCUGAUUGCUCGUGGGUAUAAGGUUGGACGGAUGGAGCAGUUGGAAACGUCUGAACAAGCAAAAGCCAGAGGUUCCACUGCUGUGAUCCAAAGAAAACUUGUUCAAGUGGUCACACCAUCAACCACAAUGGAUGGUAACAUGGGGCCUGAUUCUGUUCAUCUUCUCUCUGUAAAAGAGGGUAACUGCGAACUGAGGAAUGGCUCAACUGUAUAUGGAUUUGCUUUUGUGGACUCAGCUGCUUUAAAAUUUUGGGUCGGUUCCAUUAGUGAUGAUGCCUCCUGUGCCACUUUGGGGGCCUUGUUGAUGCAAGUUUCGCCUAAGGAAGUUAUAUAUGAAAUUCGAGGGAUGUCCAAGGAAGCUCAAAAAGCUCUCAAAAAAUACACAUCAACAGGAUCAUCACUACUGACUCCAGUACAACCAGCCAUUGAUAUGGGCAAUGGCUCUGAUGUCAGAAAUGUGAUUCAGCUGAAGGGAUACUUCAAAGGUUCUGGUAACAAAUGGGAUCAAGCUCUGGAAGGUGUUAUGCACCAUGAUCUUGCUUUGUGUGCUCUUGGUGGCCUUAUUAGUCAUCUAUCAAGGUUGAUGUUAGAUGACGUUUUGCGUAACGGAGAUAUUCUACCAUACCAAGUCUAUAAAGGUUGCCUCAGAAUGGAUGGGCAGACACUGGUUAAUCUUGAAAUUUUUAGUAAUAAUGCUGAUGGUGGUCCAUCAGGUACACUGUACAGUUAUCUUAAUAACUGUAUAACUGCAUCUGGUAAGCGUCUUCUGAAAAACUGGAUCUGCCAUCCUCUGAAAGAUGUAGAGGAAAUUAAUUGUAGGCUUAAUGUGGUUGAAGAACUAAUGACUCAUCCCGAGGUUGUGUUACUUAUCGCUCAAUAUCUUCGCAAGCUCCCAGACUUGGAAAGGUUGCUUGGACGAGUUAAGGCUAGCUUUCAGUCAUCUGCUACACUCGUUCUGCCAUUAAUUGGCAUAAAAGUUUUGAAGCAGCGAGUCAAAACAUUUGGGUCUCUUGUUAAAGGCUUGCGUGUUGGAGUAGAUUUGUUGACACUUCUGCAAAACGAGGGGCACACGAUCUUAUCAAUGUCAAAGGUUCUCAACCUUCCAGUGCUAAAUGGUAGCGACGGGCUUGAUAAAUUCCUUACUCAAUUUGAAGCAGCUGUAGAAAGUGACUUCCCCAAUUACCAGGACCAUAAUGUGAAGGACUCCGAUGCUGAUAUCCUCUCAAUUCUGAUUGAGUUAUUUGUUGAAAAAGCUGUUGAAUGGUCUCAAGUCAUUCAUGCCAUAGAUCGUAUCGAUGUCCUAAGAUCUUUUACCGUCACUGCCAAUUCUUCAUGUGGGGCUAUGUCUAGACCUGUCAUUUUGCCUCUUUCUGAAUCCCCCAGCUUGUCCCAAGUAAUCAGAGGACCAAUACUUAACAUCAGAGGACUGUGGCAUCCUAAUGCCCUCGGUGAGAAUGGAGAGCUGCCUGUUCCGAAUGAUAUUGUCCUUGGAGAAGAAGCAGAUGGAUAUCAUCCCCGAACUUUGCUGUUGACUGGACCUAAUAUGGGUGGAAAAUCCACCCUUCUACGUGCUACUUGUCUAGCUGUUAUACUAGCCCAGCUGGGCUCUUAUGUGCCUUGCGAGGUGUGUGUUCUUUCCCUCGUGGACACCAUUUUCACUAGGCUUGGCGCCACUGACAGAAUAAUGACAGGCGAGAGUACCUUCUUUAUUGAGUGCACAGAAACAGCAUCGGUCCUUCAAAAUGCGACACAAGAUUCACUGGUUAUUCUUGAUGAAUUAGGACGAGGAACGAGCACCUUUGAUGGAUAUGCUAUUGCAUAUGCUGUUUUUCGCCAUCUUGUUGAGAAAGUCAACUGCCGUUUACUUUUUGCAACACAUUAUCACCCACUGACUAAGGAAUUCGCUUCUCACCCUCAUGUCAUUUUGCAACACAUGGCCUGUGCUUUCAAGUCGAAUUCCAACAACUCAUUUCAAGGAGGCAAUGAUUUAGUUUUCCUUUACCGGCUGGCCUCUGGGGCAUGCCCGGAGAGCUACGGUAUGCAAGUGGCUCUCAUGGCGGGGAUCCCAAAACGGGUGGUGGAAACCGCCGCAAGGGCUGGAGAAGUGAUGAAGCAAUCUAUCGGAGAAAGUUUCAAGUCGAGUGAACGGAGGUCUGAGUUUUCGAGUCUCCAUGAAGAGUGGCUGAAGACCCUGUUAAGUGUCUCGACGACGGGAGAAGGUAAUGUUGAUGAUGACAAUGAUGCCUUUGAUUCAUUGUUUUGCCUCUGGCAUGAGCUGAGAAACUCGUACAAAGUCGGGUAACUAGGAGGAUGGAGCCUACAGUUUUUAUUGUAGAAACUUAAAAUAGUGUGAUUGAAGAAGGUUUGAUGUGAUUAUAACUUGAUCAACUUUUGUGGUUAUUCAGAGGAUGCAAUAGAAGAUCCAUUAUUUUGUUUUC
Messenger RNA from Rhododendron vialii, 3633 nucleotides. RefSeq names its product DNA mismatch repair protein MSH7. Gene Ontology annotation, biological process: mismatch repair. Lineage: Eukaryota; Viridiplantae; Streptophyta; Magnoliopsida; Ericales; Ericaceae. The record is from RefSeq and is a predicted model, not a curated record. Gene Ontology annotation, molecular function: mismatched DNA binding; ATP-dependent DNA damage sensor activity; ATP binding. Bases 177 to 3497 code for a protein of 1106 amino acids. Gene Ontology annotation, cellular component: MutSalpha complex; nucleus. The transcript is spliced from 17 exons.